ACAAAAACUCCCCUUCAUAAAACCCUUCGAACCAAAAGUCUCAAACUCAGAGCCUCAGGGGCCUCUUGUGGAGGGGUUUUGGAUUUGGUCUCAGAAACAUUGAAAAAAAUAAUAAUAAUUAACAAAAGGGGAGAAAACGCAAUGGCAAAUUCAAACCCUCGAACCAAUUUGCGUUGCCAUCACUGCGCUGGCCCUCUUUCCAAAGAGAUGGAAACAAGUGAAUGGACUGUUGCUCCACUUGUGAGGGAUAGUUUUUCUAUGAUUGGCUCUGCUGUUGGCGGUACCACAAGUGCAUUCUACGGAUUCAACCAUGUGAUGCCACUUGUCAGGAGGUGGGUUAAAGGACCCAUGUGGGUACAUUUCCUCAUUGGAGCGCCACCUGUUAUAGUGUUCUCUUCUGCUUGUGCAGGGUUGGCAGGUGGUGCUGUUCCAGCCCUUGCUCAACUUGCAUCUUCGUCUUACCGUGCUGCAUUCUCAUCUUCUUCAUUGCCUCCAUCUUCACAGGAAGAUAAGAUGCAUAAGUCUAGGACUUCUAAUACUUUGUAAUUAUAUAUAUAGUUUUCUCUUUUCAUAAAUGCUGUUUUUGAUAGAUAAAGGUUUACCGUUGAAGCUAGUUACCUUGAAAUGUUGUAAUGUUUCUGGAUACAAGCUCUUUCCCUUUUGGGUUUUGUACUUUGGUUCAUUUUGUAAUGUAGGUUUAUGUUGAUAUUUAAUUAUUUUUCUGUUA
Messenger RNA from Theobroma cacao (cacao), 727 nucleotides. RefSeq lists its product as uncharacterized. The record is from RefSeq and is a predicted model, not a curated record. NCBI's taxonomy places the organism in Eukaryota, Viridiplantae, Streptophyta, Magnoliopsida, Malvales, Malvaceae.